AUGCGGUGCGCGAGCAAGGCCGCCGAGAGCGCGUCUGCACGUCUCUGUGCGGGCGCCGAAGCAGAAACCGCAGCAACUGAUGUCUCAUCGGUUGCUGAAGCGACCCAGCCUGUGUCACUUGGUGAUGCAGGCGCUGGUCAUGAAGACACUCAUGUCUUCACAGAGUACGAGCUCGGUGUCUCAUACUCUCCUGAUACGGAAGACGGAUCCGUAUCGACGGCGAUUGAAUCCAAGCCGCCUGCCAAGCGUGGCAUGGACGAUGCUUUGCGUCGCAGAAUCUUUGGUUCAUCUGAUGAAUAA
This is a messenger RNA of Peronospora matthiolae, 300 nucleotides long. Lineage: Eukaryota; Oomycota; Peronosporomycetes; Peronosporales; Peronosporaceae. The record is from the annotation of a GenBank genome assembly.